AUGCUCCAGGGGAUCCGGGUCACCGAAAAGCUCCACUGGCCUGAGCAAGAGUUCACGAACAAAAGCCUCCUGAACCCCGGAGACAAACUGGUCUUCGACUACGACAACGUCUCCCAGCUGCCUUCGGGGGUCCUUAAGGACAUCUUCACCACCGGGACCAGCAGCUACAAUGUCCUGCUCCAGUCCAAAGAGGAGAAGAAGAACCAGCCCCAGAAGCCGACCUCCCCAGCCCACCACAAGCGGCACCGCAAGCCCGCUCGGUCCCCCGGCUCCCCGCACGGGAAGGAGCGGCACAAGAUCCAGGUGCCCCGGCCCCUGACCAGCAACGGCUGGUGCUACCUCAACAAGCAGCCGUCCAUCUUCGUCAACAACCCGCUGUCCAGCAACGUCAAGUUCCCCAACAGCUUCACCGUGACGGGCUGCCACCUGACCCCCAAGGCCAAGACCAAGGCCAAGAGGCACUGCUUCUCCACGCUGGCCAAGCCCAAGCAGCCGCCCACCGUGCCCAAGAACUUCGAGAAGGGCGAUGACCCCGCCAGGAGGCUCUGCAUCCUCACGGCCAUCAAGCCCACCAACCUGGAGAAGGAGAAGGCCAAGUUCUUCAAGGCCGAGUUCGCCUACAACCCUCAGUUCGAAUACGCCAACCCCACCUUGCCGGCCAUGCUGGCCAAGCACGGCCAGGCGUCCGACCGCUUCCUCAAGCAGUCGGUCAAUAUUAUGGAAAGAACUUUACAGAGAUAUGGAAGUUAUGAAAACUUCGAACAGGCCAACGGAGGUUCCUUGUUGUCUAAAACCCGCAUCUGGAGUCACGUCAGGAAGUAUAUGACAAAGGAAGGCUGCCUCGGGGAGAUUGUGGUUCACCUCACUGAAGAUCUGCUUUCCCGGGCGUCGAUGACCGUGGUCAAUGGCUGUCCAACCCUCACUAUCAACGUCUCCACUGCCCGGGAACACUGGCUGGAGGGGAUGCUGAGGCACGAAAUAGGGACUCACUACUUCCGAGGGAUUAACAACCUCCAGCAGCCUUGGUGCAACUGGACGGGCCGGAAGAAGUACGGCCUGCGGCCGAACAACCCCACGGAGGAGGGGCUGGCCAGCAUCCACAGCGUGUUGUUCCGCAAGGACCCCCUCCUGUGGAGGGCCGCCCUCCUCUACUACACGGUGUACCAGGCCAGCCAGAUGUCCUUCCGGGAGCUCUUCCAGGACGUGGGCAAGUUUGUCAAGGACCCCAAUACUCGAUGGGACUACUGCGUGCGAGCCAAACGGGGAUGGACCGACACUUCCCAGCCAGGUUGUUUCAACAAAGACCAAGUCUACUUGGAUGGCAUCCUCCAGAUCCUGAGGUACAGGGAGUCCAUCGACUUCCACUUGCUGACCACCCUGGGCAAGGUGUCCUUCGAGGACGUGGAGCGCCUGAAGGCUCUGGCCGUCACCGAGAACCUGAGGGUCCCGCAUUUCCUGGAAGACAACGAACGCUACAUGGAGCAGUUGCAGAAAAUCAUGGAGGUGAACGAGCUGACCGACAAGGAACUCCAAGACCUCAUCUAACAGCUGGGCUGCCCCUACAGAGAGCUAUCCCCCCCCCCGCCCGCGCUGGGCCGCUCCCAAAGUCUAUGAAGGCCUCCAGCCGCACGCAGUCAGGGUCUUCACUGAGCAAAAUCUGCCAUUUUCCUUCAGCGAUGUUUUUUAAGUGCUUUAAAAUACAAA
This is a messenger RNA of Gracilinanus agilis (Agile Gracile Mouse Opossum), 1704 nucleotides long. RefSeq names its product KIAA0895 ortholog (gene MATCAP2). The transcript has 7 exons. The coding region runs from base 1 to 1545 and encodes 514 amino acids. The record is from RefSeq and is a predicted model, not a curated record. NCBI's taxonomy places the organism in Eukaryota, Metazoa, Chordata, Mammalia, Didelphimorphia, Didelphidae.